CCUCCUCCUCCUCCUCCUCCUCCUCCUCCCUCAUCAUCCUCCAGAAAAGAGCCUGCAGCACCUACAUGACUGAGGGACUCCUGUGUUUGGAUGCACAGGGAGCUGAAGCAGAAGCAGCAGCAGAUUGGAAGAGAAAAACUCAUGAGCGCUCCCAAAAUGAAGGGAAGAAUGGGUCUUCUCUUCAGCUUCAUCAUAGCAGCGUAUACCUAUGGUGUCACUGCUCAGACAACAGUGUGUGAGAAUGCCACUGUGGCUGACAUCGUCUUCCUAAUCGAUGGUUCCUCCAGCAUCACCAGCUUUAGGGAGGUCCGGUAUUUUCUCCGCAGCAUCAUCAGGGCCCUUGACAUUGGCCCCAACAAAGUCCGGAUCGGCUUGGCACAGUUCAGUGGUACCCCUUACCGGAAGUUCCUGCUGAAGGAUCACGUGGACAAGAGAUCACUGCUGGCCGCAGUGGAUAGGUUUUCCCAACGAGGAGGGGGGACAGAAGUGGGCAAGGCCCCGGACUUCCUCAUUACGGAAUUCUUCACUAAAGAGGCAGGGAGCAGAGCUGACCAACAGGUGCCUCAGAUUGCUGUGGUCAUCACAGAUGGGGAGUCCUCAGAUGAUGUGGUUGCACCCGCCCAGCGCCUGAGGAUGCACGGAGUCAUUGUGUUUGCCAUUGGGGUGGGACAAGCCAACCAGAAGAAUCUCCAGGCCAUCGCCAACUGGCCGCCAAAGCAAUUCCUCCUCACCACGGACAACUACCGGACUCUGCAGAGGCUCGCAGACAGUCUCUUGAAGACUGUUUGCAUCUCUGUGGUGGGUCAGAAGCGAGCCUUGGCGGACAGGUUUGCAGAUAUUUUCUUCUUGGUGGACAGUGGCAUAGGUCAAGGACAGUUCUCCAUAUUUAGGCCAGAGCUUAUUAAAUUGAUCGAUCAGCUUAACAUUGGAGCAUCCGCUUACCGCAUUGGACUGGCUCAGUAUGGUGAAGAUGUCAGGGUUGAAUUCCUUCUCAAUGAAUUUCAAUCCAAGCAGGAGACCCGGUCCAGUGUCCAAAAUUUCAACCUGAGCCCAGAACCCGACGAACCACAUAACCUGGGCAGCGCUCUGCAGUACGCCAGCACUAACCUUUUCAUUAGUGAGGCGGGGGGCCGUGCAGAGCAAGGCUCCCGACAGUUCCUGGUGGUUGUGAGUGGAAAAGACUCGGAUGAUCCUGUGUUCGAGGCGGCUCGUAUGAUUGAAGCAGCAGGGAUAACUGUUUUGGGGAUGAAUGCAGGUGCAACAAUGGAUGCUAUAUACCGUUUUGCCAGGUAUUCAUUUGAUUCUCCCAGAGUGACUCUUCUGAAGGAUAUCUUCAUGGCUGAGAAAAAGGACAACGUUACUGAAGAUUGCAGAGGAGCCAAUGUGGCGGACAUUGUGUUCAUUGUUGAUGAGUCGGGAAGAAUCGGAAGCCAGAACUUCGAGCCGGUUUAUGAUUUCCUGCACUCGAUCGUAAGCAGCCUGAAUGUCAGUGCGAAUAGAGUUCGAAUAGGCAUUGUUACGUAUAACGAGAUGGCCACAGCACAAGCCUACCUCAACACAUUCAGCAGCAAGGCCGGAAUCCUGCAGUACAUCAGCAUCCUGCCGUACAUCGAUAUCCUGCCUAACAGUAAAGGUAUCAGAAACACUGGAGCUGCCCUGUACUUCACGGAGAAAGAAAUCUUCAGUGUCGCAACGGGCAGCAGGAAAGGUGUCCAGCGGGUGGCAGUGGUAAUCACAGAUGGUGAUUCCCAAGAUGAUGUGAGCGAAGCGGCAGCCAGUCUUCGUCGGGCUAAUGUUACCAUUUACGCUGUAGGAAUCACAGAUGUCAAGGAAGCCGAACUGGUGAAGAUAGCAUCUCACCCCCCCUCCAGGCAUGUUUUUACUGCGAACAGUUUCACCAAUCUGAUACCCCUGAAGCAGGAGCUGCCGAAAAUCCUGUGCACAGACAUCAUUAGUGGAGUGAUCUCAGUCAGCAUAAGCAAAACGGACACCAAAGAAGCUUGUACACAGAAGGAAGAAGCAGAUGUCUUCUUCCUGAUGGACGACUCAGGAAGUAUUAAUAACACAGACUUCACUGACAUGAAGGACUUCAUCACUGAGUUUCUUCACAACUUCCAUAUUGGGCCGAACCAUGUCCGCAUGGGACUUGUGAAAUACUCAAAGUCAGCAAGUUUGGAAUUUGACCUGACAACAUACUCGGAUGCUAAAGCGCUGGAGGAAGCUGUGAAGAAUAUUAUUCACGAGGGAGGUGGCACACGCACAGGAGACGCUCUAUCAUUCAUGGCCUCAAAAUUUGGGAAAACACCGCGCACUCAUGGUUACAAAGUGCCAGAGUACCUGAUUGUCAUCACUGAUGGAGAAUCCGAAGAUGAUGUCAGGGAUCCUGCAAAAAAAUUAAGAGAGCAAGGUGUCAUCAUCUACGCCGUCGGAGUGAAAAACUCAAACAGGAAAGAGCUGCUAAGCAUGGCAGGUGACCCUAAGAAGACUUUCUUGGUCAAUAAUUUUGACGCCUUGAAGUCCAUCAACAAUGACAUCGCCACAGACAUUUGUGCUUCAGAUGCUUGCAAAGACGUACCGCUCGACAUUGUUUUCUUGGUCGACAGCUCUGGAAGCAUCUCUGAGCAAGGCUACCAGACAAUGAAAGACUUCAUGAAGUCUGUCAUUAGCAAGCCUGUCAUUGGGCAGAAGGAUGUGCACAUUGGUGUCAUGCAGUUCAGCACUACACAAAAACUGGAGUUUUCUCUCACCCGCUACUACAGAAAAGAUGAAAUGUCAGAUGCUAUUGAUGCUAUGACGCAACUGAAAGAAAACACACUCACAGGAAGUGCCAUCACGGAGGUGUCCCAGUAUUUUGAUGCCACCAGAGGAGGGCGUCCUGAUGUAAAGAAGAGGCUGGUAAUUAUAACAGAUGGAGAGGCCCAAGAUAAAGUGGAAAGACCUGCUGAAGCUCUAAGAGAGAAGGGAGUGGUGAUCUACGCCAUUGGAGUGCAGCAAGCCAAAAGAAGCCAGCUAUUAAAGCUCAGCGGUUCAUCAGAAAGGGUCUUUUAUGAGAGAGACUUUGAUACACUGGAUAAAUUAGAGGGCCAGUUGGUCUUGAAACUCUGCGAAACAGAAUGUAAGAGGACUGAAAGAGCUGACAUUAUUUUCCUUGUGGAUGGCUCUGGAAGCAUUGGUUCACGGUUUACAAGCAUGCAGACGUUCAUGCAGUCAGUAGUGAACCGAACCACAGUUGGCAGGACCCACACUCAGUUUGGGCUCAUACUCUACUCCGAUGAUCCAGAGUCUAUGUUUACUCUAAAAACCUAUGACUUCAAACAAGACGUUCUUAAUGCAAUUAUGAACAUUAAGGCACCAGGUGAUAGGACCUACACAGGCAAGGCUUUGAAAUUCUCGUUACAGUACUUUAACGCUGAACAUGGCGGCCGAAAAGAACUGAAGGUGCCUCAGAUUCUCAUGGUGAUCACAGAUGGCGAUGCAACCGACCAUGAAAACCUGCCUGCACCGUCUGAAGCACUGAGAAACAAUGGAAUCAGCGUCUUCAGUAUCGGAGUGGAAAAUGCAAACAAGACAGAGCUGGAGAUCAUGGCUGGUGGUGACAAAUCCAGAGUUUUCUUUGUGGACAACUUUGACGCCCUGGAAACUCUGUACAAGAAUAUUUCUUCUGCUCUCUGUAAUUCUACUAAGCCAGUUUGUGACCAAGCCGACGUGGUCUUUCUACUUGACCACUCAAGCAGUAUCAAUAUAGACAAUUACGCCAUCAUGGUAAACUUCACGGCAGACCUUGUGCAAAGCCUUGAUGUGCGUGAAAAGUUUGUUCAUGUUGGACUUGCACAGUUCAGUGGUGAUCCAAAGGAUGAGUUUUACCUCAACCAGUACUCCAAGAGGGAAGACGUGGUCAAGCGCAUCCACGAACUGGAAUACCGUGGUGGAAACACAAAUAUUGGAGAGGCGUUGCGUCACGUUAAGAAGUACUUUGAGGUGUCACAGGGUAGCCGUAAAUCUGCUAAUAUCCCCCAGAAUCUGGUGUUGAUCUCAGACGGUGAUUCUCAUGAUGAAGUGGAAGAUAGAGGCAAUCAGCUCAGGGCUCUGGGGAUAGAGGUGUUUGCCAUCGGUGUGGGAGACGUCCACGACCUGCAGCUUCUGCAGAUCACUGGCACCGCAGAGAGACUGUUCAGUGUGCAGAACUUCAAAGACUUGGCAACCAUCAAGAAAAAGGUGCUCGACUCCAUGUGCAAACCUGAACCACCCAUUAACGUCACCAGCUGCAGCAUUGAUAUCGCCAUGGGAUUUGAUAUUUCUCUAAGAGCUCCUGGUGGGACGCUGGUCAGUGGCCACACCAAGCUCCAGACCUUCCUGCCAGAGAUUGCCCAUUACGUUUCCUCAAUACCACACCUUUGCUGCGCUGGCACCGCACCUGUCAAGACCAACAUCACCUACCAAGUGGUAAAUCGUGAUGGGGCGUCUUUGUAUCAGACAGAAUUUAAAGCCUACAGCGCAGAUGAAGUGAACACAGUGAUGAGCCUUCAGAUGUCAGAGCCUACCGCAUUCAACACCAACCUGCUGAACGCCUUCAAGGAGACCUUCCAGACCAAGUCCACAGCUGAUGUGAAGGUGCUGUUGAUCUUCUCAGACGGACUCGACGAAGACGUGAUGAAACUGGAGCAACAAGCAGAGCUGCUGCAGAAGUCUGGGGUCAGCGCUCUGCUGAUAGUGGCUCUGGAAGGAGCACGUAACCCUGCCCAGCUGCAGAUGGUGGAGUUUGGUCGAGGAUUCAGCUACCACCUUCCUCUCAGCAUCGGCAUGCAGAGUGUCAGCAGCACCAUUCUCAAACAGAUUGACGUAGUGUCACACAGGGUGUGCUGCAAAGUCAUGUGCAAAUGCUCAGGACAUGAAGGCGUCCGUGGCUCGCCAGGCAAACCGGGGCCAAAGGGUCUGCCUGGACAGAAGGGUCAUUCAGGCUUUGUGGGAGAUGAGGGAGUCAUGGGUGAGCGAGGGCGCCCUGGACCAAGUGGACCUCAGGGCCUCCGGGGCUGUCCCGGAGCCAGUGGACUGAAGGGCAGCAGAGGCACCUCAGGCGACACGGGUGAGAACGGAGAAGACGGACUGGACGGAAUCGAUGGAGAACAGGGAACGACGGGACUAGAUGGAGCUGCAGGAGAGAAAGGACACCUGGGAAACCAGGGCAUCCCAGGUAUCAGAGGGGAGGCUGGGCUGAAAGGACAGCGAGGACUGAGAGGAGAUCCGGGUGAACCGGGUACCGACAAUACUGCCCCAGGAGCCAAGGGAGACCCCGGGAACCCAGGUUUACCGGGUCAACCUGGAACAGAUGGGCGUUCAGGUGAGGGUGGAGUCAGUGGAUACCCGGGUCCAGAUGGAAGAAGAGGCUCUGCCGGCGGGAAGGGUACACCCGGUCAGCCAGGAGCUCUGGGACUCCGGGGCAGACCAGGUGCUCCUGGUCCUCAGGGACCCGGAGGGGACAAGGGUGAUCCAGGACCGAAAGGAAUCUCUGGAUUUCCUGGACCUCAGGGUGAACAUGGACCACCCGGAGACCCCGGAGCAGCUGGACGUCGCGGCUCCAAUGGACAGAAGGGUCAACCAGGAGAUCCAGGUGUGAAGGGUGCUCCAGGACCACAGGGACCCAGAGGAAUGCCGGGUGAGGAUGGCAGAGACGGUUAUGGAACUAAAGGAUCCAAAGGUGCCAAGGGAGAUCCUGGUUUUCCUGGAUACCCAGGUCAACUGGGUGAGGACGGCGUGAGUGGAACUAAAGGAUAUCCAGGACGCAAAGGGAACUACGGUCGAAGCGGAAACUCAGGCAGGCCGGGAGCAUCGGGCGUGCCUGGAGACCCAGGACGUCCAGGACACAGGGGUCCCAGAGGUCCACCUGGCAGCAGAGACACUUCUGACUGUCAGCUGGUCGACUUGAUCAGAAAUAACUGCGCAUGUUCUCCUGCUGAAACAGAGUGCCCGGCCUACCCCACCGAGCUGGUGUUCGGUCUGGACAUGUCCCAGGACGUACCCCCGUCCCUCUUCGAGAGGCAGCGCACCGCCCUCCUCUCUUUGCUGGAGGACAUCACCGUUGCCGAGAGCAACUGUCCCACAGGAGCCCGGGUCGCUGUGGUGGGAUUCAGCGCCUACACCAAGUACCUGAUCCGCUUCCAGGACUACCGGCAGAAAAAACAGCUGAUCGAAUUGGUGAAGAACAUCGCCCAGGAACGCACGUCAAACCGGCGCCAGCUGGGGGCUGCCAUGCGCUUUGUGGGUCAGAACGUCUUCAAACGUGUCCGUGCAGGAGUCAGGAUUAGGAAGGUGGCCGUCUUUUUCUCCUGUGGGCCGUCCCAGGACAGUACCAACAUUGUUACCAGCAUCAUGGAGUACCAGGCUCUGAACAUAAUACCAGCAAUCAUCUCUGCGCAGAGCAACGCCGAAAUCAGUCGAGCAGUGGAGGUUGAUGACUCAAGAAGGUCCAUCUUUACAGUGAUGGGGAGGGACAUGGCUGCUCCCCUGAGGAGGGUCAAGAACUGUGCCAUCUGUUAUGACCCCUGCAGGCGUGCUGAAGAGUGCGCCUUCAUCCAGGAGCCAGUGCAGCCUCAGGACGUCAAUGUGGACCUGGUCAUGGUGGUGGACAGCUCCAGGGAGAUGCAGGCUGAUGAGUACGCUGGCGCCCAGCACCUGCUGGGUUCUGUGGUGGAACAGCUGGCUGUGAGCUCGCAGCCCCGCCGAGCUGACAACCGGGCCCGGGUGGCUGUGGUCCAGCAGAGCGGCACCCGGGCUCCCAAGGUGGAGUUCAGCCUGCAGACCUAUCAGAACCACAACAGGAUGAAGACGCACUUGAUCCAGAACAUGCAGCAGCAGGGCGGCUCCUCGGCUCUGGGACAGACGCUGGACUUCACCCUGAGGGAGGUGCUCCUGAAGGCCAGCCAGCCCCGCAGGAGGAGGGCACUGCUGGCCGUGGUGGGCACCCAGACGGCUUACCAGGACCGGGCCAGACUCACGUACAUCUCCAAGAAGGUCAAGUGUGAGGGGGUGGCCAUGUUUGUGGUGACAGUGGGUGAUCGGUACAAUCGGACGCAGGUGGAGGAGCUGGCCGGUCUGCCCGUACAGCAGCACCUGAUCCAUGUCAGCAGACUACAGGCCGAAGAGCAGGGCUACGCCCAGCGCUUCUUCAGAGUCUUCCUCUCUGCCCUCAACAAGGGAGUGAACACGUAUCCUCCUCCUACAUUCAAACAGACCUGCAGCCGGCUGGAAGACCGAGAAGAGGCACUGACACUUGUAAACGGUCAGGGGUCGGCAGAGCCUGAGGAUGAGCUAGAAGAGUUUCAGGCACAGACGGGAAGAAAGACUCAGGCCAUAAAACUGGAAGUCACCGACACUUUGACCGGAGGGCACGACCAGAGGCCACUGUCAGCAGCUAACCCCAACGAUGCUUGUUCGCUCAGACAGGACCCCGGCAGCUGCCAGAACUACACCCUCAUGUGGUUCUUUGACAGCAGUCAGGGUAAAUGUUUGCAGUUCUGGUACAGCGGCUGCGGCGGCAACGGGAACCGCUUCGAGACGCAGAGGGAGUGUGAGGACCUCUGUGUGAUGUAGGCGUCAUGGGGAAGAGGAGGCGUCACAAGACAUCAGCAGAUCGAUGAAAGAAAACGGACAUUCUGUGCCAAGCAUGAAUCUGGAAACCCUUCAAAAACAUGCAUCUUCAAGGAGAAACAUCCGGAUUUAAAAGCCAAGUUCACAGCUGAGUGAGUUCACAGCAGUCCAACCGUGGAAACGCCUCCCUGAAAGUGACGCUGACCUGUGGGCUUUUUGUCAGGGCGGCGUGUUUUUGGUUUUCAUCCACCUUCAUGUGUAAAUGCUUCAUAAAGUUUCUUUUUUUUAACGUCUUUAUGAGAUCAGGUGCUAUUUUUGCUACUGACCAGACACAGAAAAACAGGUCAUGUGAUUCAUCCAAAGUCAGGAACAUUUCUAUUUUGUACAAGUUUCUUAUACAAAUCUAUAUUAAUGCUGAGUGCUGUCUGAUUCAGUAAGUAAAGGAUCAUGUUAUGUCAUGUUAUCAUCCGUGGUAGCUGCUCAUCACUGCAUGGAAGCAAGAUGAAGUAUAUACUGUUCUGUUGAUUACACUGCAUCAGGCCCAAGACUAUACAGUAAUGUACAGUAGACUUAAACUGACGUCUGACCAGUUUCAUCUUACAGAACCGAGCAGUUCUCCCUUUAAUUUACAAGGUGGCGGCAAAUCACUAGAUUUGAGAUCUUGCAGCCUGAGAGCAGCGUGCUGCAGGUUUCCUCACAGCGGAGAUCUGUGUGCAGACUGCAGAGUGGUAGUGCUGGAUCAUCUUAGGUCAGAGGGGUCACAGCUGCUUCACUGGCUGAGCUCAGUGUUCUUUAAGUAGUUGCUGUAACACCUGUAAAACAGUUGUGGAUCUACUCAAGCACUCUACUAAAGUACAUGAUAGAGGGAAGUUUUGUGCUUUUUAUUGCACUACAUUUAUUUGACAGCUUUGGUGACUUUACAAAUAAAGAUUUUGCAUAACAACAAUAUGUACAUGUGCAGCUGGAAAAGUUAAUUGAUUAAUAAUUGAUCAGCUGAGUGACAGAAAAUGAAUUCGAUCAGUUUCAUUAUUUUUCAUGUAAAAAUACUAAAUGUUUUCAGCUUUUAAAUGUGAAUUUACAUAAACUCCUUUGAAUUAUUUAAACUUUCUUUUUGAUGACUUUGAGGUGUGGACAAAAUUUAUAAACCAAUCAAUCGAUUAAUCAAGAAAAUAAUCAGGAUCCAUAAUGAAAAUACUCGUUCCACUUCAACCAGCUGCAGCAGUGAAAUGCUGAUGUAAAUAAGAUGUGCGUUAAUGCCGGAGCUGUAAUGAUGAUGAUGAUAUGAGGCCGUUUUUCUGCACUGAAUUGUGUGAAUGCUCUCA
Toxotes jaculatrix (banded archerfish) is the source of this 8906-nucleotide messenger RNA. Its product is annotated as collagen alpha-6(VI) chain-like. Gene Ontology annotation, biological process: extracellular matrix organization. The coding region runs from base 91 to 7587 and encodes 2498 amino acids. The transcript is spliced from 39 exons. NCBI's taxonomy places the organism in Eukaryota, Metazoa, Chordata, Actinopteri, Toxotidae. Gene Ontology annotation, molecular function: extracellular matrix structural constituent conferring tensile strength; serine-type endopeptidase inhibitor activity. The record is from RefSeq and is a predicted model, not a curated record.